ACGUGAGCCUUUUACUUCGAUGUGCCUAAUAUCUUGUAGUAAUAUAGCCAUAAUCAUAUUAGGAAAUUAUAAUUGUUUUUUGAAAUAUUUUGAUAAUAUCAUUCAUUAGUGUUUUAUUUAGUAUAUGAAAUAAUUAUGGAUUAAUCUUGACAGUGUAAAUUCAUGGUAUUUAUAGUUUCUGCUGAUAACUUGUAUAUUAUCAAAAUGGCGUCAGCCGAACAGGUCGGUCUUAACAAAACUUGGGAAUUAUCACUUUAUGAAUUACAUCGGACGCCUCAGGAUGCAAUUACUGACAGUACUGAGAUCGCGGUUAGUCCGCGAAGCUUACACAGUGAACUUAUGUGCCCAAUUUGUUUGGAUAUGCUUAAAAAGACCAUGACUACCAAGGAGUGCCUCCAUCGUUUUUGUUCCGAUUGCAUUAUUACUGCACUUCGAAGCGGUAACAAGGAAUGUCCAACUUGUAGAAAAAAAUUAGUUUCUAAACGUUCCUUGAGACCAGAUCCAAACUUUGAUUUGUUAAUUUCAAAAAUAUAUCCCAGCAGAGAUGAAUAUGAAGCACAUCAAGAAAGAGUUUUAGCUAAAUUAAACAAAUCACAUUCCCAGGCUGCCUUAGUAAACUCUAUUACAGAAGGUAUCAAGUUACAAAGUCAAAAUCGACCACAACGUUCAAGAAAAAACGCAAAUGAAUCUGAAAAUACAAGUAAUGCGACUUCGUAUAAUAAUACCCCAAAUGUUAGUGCACCCACAACGCCAAAUCCUUCUACAAAUGCUGCAAAUCAAAGUGAUUCUUCGCAAAGUGCUACAGGACCACUAAUUACUAAUAAUGGUGGAGCUAGUAAUAGUUCGCAGAAUUCUACAAAUAUUUCUCAACCUGCAAGUAGUCCUGCGGUUUCAGGAACUACAUCUAGAAAUUCUACAACACCUUCACCAAAUCCAACGAACCAAAUUCCAAAGCCACCAAAACGACAAAAAAGUCUCCAAAACUCAGAGAACGAUUCUUCUAGUGCGGAGGCAGAAACAGGCGGUGGUGAUUCUAUGGUUGAUACGGAAGGAGAGGGUCCUAGUGAACCUUUGAUGCUUAAUGAGAUCGAACUUGUUUUCAAACCUCAUCCAACAGAAAUGACUGGAGACAAUUCAUUAAUAAAAGCGUUAAAGGAGAAUAGCAUUCGAUAUAUAAAAACUACAGCAAAUGCAACAGUUGAUCAUCUUAGUAAAUAUUUAGCAAUGCGGUUAACUUUGGACCUCGACACAGAAUUAUCAGAUUCAGAUAGGUUAGUGAAUUUUUGUAUUUAUAUAGCACCUUCGCCAGGACAGCUCGUCGUAUUGAGCGGAUCACAAACAUUACGACAAGUGAAUGACAAAUUCUGGCGAGUCAACAGACCAUUGGAAAUGUACUAUUCGUGGAAAAAAACCUAGGGAAGGCCUCAAAAAUAUCAAUCAGAUGGGGGCUAGUUGUAUCAUGCUCCAAAUCAAAAUUAAAACCUAGUUAUCAAGGGAAUUAUGUAGGACUGUUGUGAAAGAAAACACCUGAUGUAUUUUAUUAUAUUUAGUUAUAUUAUAUAACAGCUUUGAUACAACUUAAGGGAAAGGUAGAACACGAAAAGUGGUAUCUUCGUGUUUUUUUGACAGUGCAAUUUUUAAGAUAUUUUCAAAUGGUUCUUAAUGGUUAUGCUAUACGAGUUUUUGUACGAGAGAUUGUUAUGGCAACAUAUUUUUAAGUGAUAGAAUUAAAUUAGUACAUUGACGACGAUGAUUAGAUAAAAGAAAAGGAUGAGUGCAUCGCUAGUUGAUGGUCAUUGUUUUAUAUUUCUACAAGUAGUACUUGUAGGAUUCUAAUCUUGAUAUAUUUGAAAAGGUAUUACUUAUGCCACAUGUCAUAUACAUUUCUAUACUUGAGCAACGUCAAUGAUUAAUUAACUUAUUUCAUAAGCGAUGAACGAAUUGCUGUGGACCAUUAUGUACAGUUUUGUGAAGAAAAAGAAAACUAAAUAAAUCGAUGUAUAUAAGCGAGA
This is a messenger RNA of Polistes dominula (European paper wasp), 2012 nucleotides long. It is a transcript of the gene Sce, whose product is annotated as E3 ubiquitin-protein ligase Sce. The record is from RefSeq and is a predicted model, not a curated record. Gene Ontology annotation, molecular function: chromatin binding; ubiquitin protein ligase activity. Gene Ontology annotation, cellular component: PcG protein complex; ubiquitin ligase complex. Lineage: Eukaryota; Metazoa; Arthropoda; Insecta; Hymenoptera; Vespidae.